CAAGUUAAGUAUUUUAUUUUUCUUAUCAACUCUUUCUUUAUCAACACGGUAUCAAAGUUCACGAGAGUUAUUUUCGCCGGUUUAUACACUUAUCAUUUAAUUUUUUGUUCUGUAUUGAGUAAGGGAGGUAGCAGGGUAGACAAAAAAUAUAAAAAUGGCUUCAGUAGGCGUUGUAACUCGUCUUUUGCUAGGCAAGAAUGUUCUCAGCACUGCCCGAGUGGCUCUUCCAAAUACCGGUUUCGUUAAGUUCUACAGCGCAGCUCCAUCAUACGAGAACAUUAAAAUCGACGUAGUGGGCACAAAGAAGAAUGUAGGCCUGAUCCAGUUGAACAGGCCUAAGGCCCUGAACGCGCUUUGCAAGCCUCUGUUCGUUGAACUGGGCAAGGCGGUCGUUGACUUUGACGCUGAUGACUCCAUUGCAGCCAUUAUUAUCACUGGCAACGAGAAGGCGUUCGCAGCGGGCGCUGACAUCAAAGAGAUGCAGAACAACACAUACAGCAGCAACCAGCGCGGAGGCUUCCUCAAGGAGUGGGAGGACGUGUCUCGCUGCGGGAAGCCCGUCAUCGCCGCCGUCAAUGGCUUCGCUCUUGGCGGCGGUUGCGAGCUUGCCAUGCUGUGCGACAUCAUCUACGCCGGCGACAAGGCUAAGUUCGGCCAGCCGGAGAUCAACAUCGGGACAAUCCCCGGCGCCGGCGGCACCCAGCGCCUGCCGCGCUACGUCGGCAAGUCCAAGGCCAUGGAGAUCGUACUCACUGGCAGCUUCAUUGAUGCUAACGAGGCUGAGAAGAUGGGUCUGGUCGCCCGCGUGUUCCCGGCGGAGAAGCUUCUAGAAGAGACCAUCAAAUUAGCUGAGAGGAUCGGCAGCCACUCGCCACUUAUCGUCAAGAUGGCCAAGGAAGCCGUAAACCAGGCGUACGAAACCACGCUUAAGGCCGGCCUUUCGUAUGAGAAGUCGCUCUUCUACGGUACUUUUGCUACGGAGGACCGCAAGGAAGGUAUGACUGCAUUCAUUGAGAAGAGAGCUCCCAACUUCAAGAAUGAAUAGAAAAUCAAACUAAUGCAUUUUUAUAAGAUUGUUAUAUUGUAAAUCAUGUAGAUUUUAAUAAGUGUAAUUCCUUCUGUUAUCGAAUUUUGUAAAAAUAUACACACAAAAUAUACAAAUCUAAACAAUAUAUUUUAUAGUACAUAGAAAGUGCCUUUUUUAAAUAAAAUAAUUUUAUGGCAUUGCAAA
Pectinophora gossypiella (pink bollworm) is the source of this 1231-nucleotide messenger RNA. It is a transcript of the gene Echs1, whose product is annotated as probable enoyl-CoA hydratase, mitochondrial. The coding region runs from base 155 to 1045 and encodes 296 amino acids. The transcript is spliced from 6 exons. Gene Ontology annotation, biological process: fatty acid beta-oxidation. Gene Ontology annotation, cellular component: mitochondrion. Lineage: Eukaryota; Metazoa; Arthropoda; Insecta; Lepidoptera; Gelechiidae. The record is from RefSeq and is a predicted model, not a curated record. Gene Ontology annotation, molecular function: enoyl-CoA hydratase activity.